AUGGACGCUCCGCCGCGGAAUCCAGAGCGUGAACUACCCAGAAACCCAGACAAAUACGCUGUACCAUCUUCAUCCAAGGGUGCAUAUCCAUAUUUACAAACAGAUGCCGACAAGAACGGGUCCACGCCCUCGUCAGACCGCCCGCAACGCCAAUCCUCGUUUCUCAACCUGGCAUUAACACCGCUCCGAAGCCAGUCUAAGCAGAUUAGACAGUCGUACGAAAACUUGGUUGCGCUCGCAAAUGCUCAAGAGGCGCUCAAGCAGACGCGUCGGGCGGUUUGGCGUGAUCGUGGCGAACCACCGGUAGAGUUGACGAGUGUCGAAGAGUGCUUUGAACAUGCGAUGAGAGGUGGUGCACGUGCUGGAGGUCUUGGCUUUGGAAUCCGGUCCGGCGUCAAUAUCUUCAUCCUCUUGUUCAAGAUUUUCAGGACCCCAAAGUCCUUUCGUUUCAGCCUUAUCCGACAUGCACUCUUAGGCCCGGACAGCUUCAAGUUUGCAGCCAUGCUCGGGACCUUUGUAACCCUUUACAAGCUUUUACUCAACGCAUUGCCGUUGUUUUCGAUGCCUUCCCAACUCGCAGACUUUUCUCCACCUCUUCCAUGGGGCGUCAGCGCACCCGCAACGCCACCGGGUUACGACUCGGAUCCGAAUUGGAGCCUCAUGACACCGAAACACGAGAAGAAAAAGUUUGAUCUUGAAGCUGGAAGGAAGGAGGAUGAAGAGAUUGACCCGGCUAACGUUAAGACCAAACUCUCGAGACAAGCCAAAGUACACGAGGUUUGGAUCCGGAAGAAGGGUCGUCGGUGGCAUGCCGCACUCGCUGGAGCAAUCGCCGGUGGUCUGGCUGUUCUCUGGGAAACUAAGGAGCGGCGGCUGGGUAUUGCCCAGCAGCUAUUCGUUCGCGGUUUGCAAGGAUCGUGGAACGCAUUCUCCGCAAAGAAAGGGAUCAAGGUUCCAUUCGGCUCGGUCAUCGUUUUUUCGAUGUGCUGCGGUCAAAUCAUGUACGCAUGGCUCCUCAGGCCAGACACUAUCCCGCGCUCGUACAGUUUAUGGAUCAGCGAAGCGGCCAAAGUCCUUCAUCCAACCGUUCUGGUCAAUCGAGGAUUCGCGCGCGAAGGACGAGCGGAUCCCAAGUAUAUGAGGGAUAUCAUGGACUGGUCGCAAACUACCCCAUCCAAUCGAACCUUGAUAGCUCAGGCUAUCGAAGCGACUGCGAAUGGACCCAUCGAGCGGCGAUUCAGCAGCUGCGCAGAGACUCAUCCAUGGCUCGAUUCGUGCACCUAUGUUCAAAUUGAACGGUUCCUCGAAGUGUUCAAGUGGAUGUUCCCAAUCUAUGGAGCGCUUCACUUUGUACCUGCGCUUCUUUUCAAGCGGAAAGAGUGGGUAAAGGAUGCACCAGGAAUGUUGUGGAGAAAUCUUCUGGGAACGGGUCGUAGCUCUGCGUUCCUAGGAGUGUUUGUCAUCAUUUACCAAACCUACUUUUGCGCACGAUACAAUCUUUACGAGUGGCUGGUCUCGCUCAAAUCAGACUCGGAGGCGCUCAAGCUGUUUAGGAGCAAGAUCAUGGGCCACAAAUAUACGUUGUGGAUGGUCGGUGCCAUGUGCGGACUCUCACUCUUGGUCGAGGCGCCAAAGAGGAGAGCAGAGCUGGCGAUGUACGUGAUGCCAAAGGCACUUGAGAGCGCAUGGGUCAGCGCUCGUGGCCGUGGAUGGGUGACUGGUGGAGGAAGGGUAGGCCAAAGCCUACUCUGCGCCGCGGGCAUGGGUAUGGUCAUGAACGAUCCCCAGCAUCUGUCUGGCCUCGUACGACGAAUUCUCUACCAAUUCAUUGGACCCAAUUAA
Molecule: messenger RNA, 1842 nt
Organism: Serendipita indica DSM 11827
Lineage: Eukaryota; Fungi; Basidiomycota; Agaricomycetes; Sebacinales; Serendipitaceae
Source: the annotation of a GenBank genome assembly